AUGAAAAAUGAUUUUAACCAUUCAGUCAGUGAUGAGUUUUUUCGAUUGUUAAUGCCAAAAAACGAGUACCAUGAAUAUUAUCGGCAAACACUUAUUCCUAGCCACUUAAAAGCGUUGAAAUAUAAUCUUUCUCAUGGAAAUAAAGAUCUCUUUUUUUUUGAAAUUAGUUCAGUUUAUGGUGCUCCCCACCAGCAAGAGGAAUUGUUAACUUUAAGUGGAGUAGGAAUAUUGGAAAACAUUUUUAGUUUAUGGAAGAUAGAAAAAGAAAUUUCUUUUACUCUCCCUUCCCUUAAUUACUUAUAUUUUCCUCAAAGUGCAGAAAUAUUUAUUGGCGAGGAAGGCAUAGGUUUUUUUGGUCGUCUUCAUCCCCAAAUUGCCCAAAAAUAUCAAAUUAAUGAGAAUAUAUUUGUUGCUCAAGUUUCUUUAAGCCGGAUAAUUGACUAUUUAAACCGCUUUUCCACCCCAAUAUCUUAUCAGCCAGUUUCUAACUUCCCAAGUAGCACCAAAGAUUUAUCAUUUAUCUUUUCUGAAAAUAUUAAUUAUGGAGAAGUUAUUGAACUAAUAAAGGAAGUAGUAGGCAACAAUUUGCAAGAAAUAAAGGUUUUUGAUGUUUACCAAAAUGCCGAGUUGGAGAGAACAGAAAAAAAAUCAGUUAGUUUUCACUUAAUUUUCCGAAGUUCCAGCAAGACCCUAGAAAGCAAAGAAAUAGAAAAAAUAUUAGAAAAUAUUAUUGAAAGGGUGGAAAAAGUAUUUAUGGCAAAAUUAAGGGGUUAG
Funneliformis geosporum is the source of this 774-nucleotide messenger RNA. NCBI's taxonomy places the organism in Eukaryota, Fungi, Glomeromycota, Glomeromycetes, Glomerales, Glomeraceae. The record is from the annotation of a GenBank genome assembly.